AUGUCGGCACUCACUUCCUACAUAGAUGAUGGCUGCCGUUACAUGCUUGUUCAAUGCCGUAAUAGCACUCGGAGCUUUGAUCCUGAAGGUGCUGAUACCGACGAGAAGACAAAUGAGCUUUGUGCCAAUGCGUAUCAGAUAUGCUAUACAAUCGUUGAUUUCGCGAUGGUCAAACUUGACAGGAGUAUCUACAACAUACGCGUCAAGCCGGAAUAUAGUGUCAAUGCAGCUUAUGUGGAGUACCUGAAUUCAGACGAUAUCAUGAGGUCUACUAGUGCUCAGGUCCACUACACAACGGGUAGUGAAGCGGUCAUGAGGGCCUUUGAUUCGUAUGGAGGCGAAGUCCACGGAACCCAACUCAAAUCGCUUGCAAGUCUACUGGCUCGCGGCAUAAGGGUGGCCUUGAUACACGGCGAUGCUGAUAUUAUAUGCAACUGGUACGGCGGCGAGAACGCCUCACUCGAACUUGCAGAGCUCAUGCCUGGCUACCGCGACAUAUUUCCAAUUGCAGGGUAUGCCGACAUAAUGGUCAUCAACUCAUACAUUGGCGGCCAUGUCUGCCAAUACGGCAACCUGUCAUUCUCCUGA
Parastagonospora nodorum SN15 is the source of this 588-nucleotide messenger RNA. RefSeq lists its product as hypothetical. Gene Ontology annotation, molecular function: serine-type carboxypeptidase activity. Lineage: Eukaryota; Fungi; Ascomycota; Dothideomycetes; Pleosporales; Phaeosphaeriaceae. The coding region runs from base 1 to 588 and encodes 195 amino acids. Gene Ontology annotation, biological process: proteolysis. The record is from RefSeq and is a predicted model, not a curated record. The transcript is spliced from 2 exons.